Molecule: messenger RNA, 2754 nt
Organism: Rotaria socialis
Lineage: Eukaryota; Metazoa; Rotifera; Eurotatoria; Philodinida; Philodinidae
Source: the annotation of a GenBank genome assembly
AUGUCAUCAAAAUCUCGAACUCAAACAGGGAAAGUUUUUAUACCACAGCAUUUGGCAUCGAAAAUACAAAAUCUCCUUGCUGAGAUGUCCCGAUCGGUAAAUCCAGAAAAAAAAUAUAAACCAAUAAUGGCGACACUAACAACAUCUGAGCGAAGUAAAACCAAGGUUAAUCUUAACAUAUGUCGACCAUUAAAUUCGUCUCACUCUAAUAGAAUAAUACCAAAAGAGACAUUAAAGCGUAACGAAGAUCUAGAAGACUUAAUCAUUGUUUGGCUUGAUCAACAUAUGAACGAAACAGAAAGCGAAUUCAUUACGAGAAAACGUGAUUUACGUCAAGUCAUUGAUUGUUUGAUAGCAUUCAAUGAUAUUGACAAAUGUUUUGCGUAUAUUAAAAGUAUCGAACAAGAAAAAAUAUUUUUCAUCGUAUCUGGAGCAUUGGGACGGAAUUUCAUGGAUGAUUUAAAUGAUUAUUCUCAAAUUAUUUUCAUAUAUUUUUAUUGCUCCAAUGAGAAUUAUUAUAGAAGUUGGAAAAAAAAUUAUAAAAAAGUUGUCGGUGCUUUUGCCACUGAACAUGAGCUAAUAACACAAAUAACCAGUGAUGUUUCAUCAUUUUUCCAGAAUAUUUUACCGAUCAGUGUUAUAAAUUCUAUUGACAUCACUGAAAAAUCAACGCGAGAUUUAACUAAAAGUCAAGCUCAAUUUAUGUGGUCUCAAAUUUUAAUGGAAAUACUACUUGAUCUACCUCAAACACCGGAAUCAAAACAAGACUUCAUUGACGAGUGCCGUCGACGAUAUAAAAACAAUGUUUCUCAACAAACCAAAAUUACUGAAUUCGAAAAAACUUAUAAACCUUCGAAUGCUCUUUCUUGGUAUGCAACCGACAGCUUUUUAUAUCGUAUUGUUAAUAAGGCGCUGCGUACACAAAAUAUAAUCUACAUUUUCAAAUGUAGAUUUUUUAUUAUCGACGUUUAUCAACAACUGAAAACAUUUUAUUCAGAAUUUAUUAAAAAUUUCAAAAAAAACACUUUCACCGUUUUUCGAGGACAAUCCAUGGCAGCUGACGAGUUUUCUAAACUGCAAAAAAAUAUCAAUGGAUUUAUUUCAAUUAAUUCAUUCUUUUCUACAAGUCUUUCAUCUGCAGUGAGCUUGCCCUACACCGGUGAAGGAAAACGUCGGCCUCUGUUUGAAUCAGUAUUAUUUGAAAUUGAACUUAAAUUGGAUAUAAACACGGUACCAUUCGCUGAUAUCGCCAAGGAAAGCCACAUGAAGUCUGAAAACGAAGUACUUCUUUGCAUGGGAGCUAUUUUUCGCAUAGAAUCCAUUGAUAAACGCUAUGAUGACUUAUGGCAUGUGAAAUUGAUUUCGGUCGAUAGAAAUGAUAAUUCAAAAUUAGCUGGUUUAAAAAACUAUUUAAAAAACGAAACGAACGAAACUCUAACUUGUUUAGCACUGGGAAAAAUUUUACAGAAGAUGGGAGAAUAUGACAAAGCGCAAGCUCUUUACGAAAUCUUAUUAGCCGAACUUCCAUCAAAUCAUCUCGAUAUAGCCGGACUUUAUAAUGAUUUCGGAAUGACUAUUUUCAAAACCCAGAAAGAUUCUAAGAUGGUACUGAGCUAUCUCAUUCAAUCUCUACAACUGCAAAUGAAAACAUUUCCAAAAUAUUUUCUGUGCUAUACACGAACAUUGAGUAAUAUUGCUUCGGUAUAUUGUGAACGUCGAAAUUUUAAACGAUCGUUAAGUUUACUUCAUGUUACUCUGCAAAUAUUAGAUUUGGAUGUUUCAACAAAUAACUCGAACGCAAUAGCAUCACAACGAUCAGAAAUCUGUAACAAUAUCGGCCAGAUUUAUUUUAAAUUAGGACAAUUAUCUUUAUCGUUGAAAUAUCUUAAAAUAUCGCUUAAAAUUGAGAGAAAAAUCUUGCCUGUCAAUCAUCCUGACAUUGCAUUAACAUUGAAUAAUAUUGGAACGAUUUAUUUGGGACGAUUAGAUUAUGAAAAGGCUGGGAAAUCCUUUGAAGAAGCAGUUGAAAUUGUAGAAGAAUGUUUAACACUCGAACAGCAUGCUGAUAUCGCACAACUAUAUAACAAUAUAGGACUCAUUGAAUAUAAUCGCGACAAUCUUGAUAAAGCACUCCUUUAUUAUGAUAAAGCACUCACACUUCAAUUGAAAUGUUUGCCAUCUAUUCAUUGGCAAACAGCUGCAGUGUACAAUAAUAUGGGCCAUAUCUUCUUUGAGAAAGUCGAAUAUAAAAUAGCAUUGAAAAUGUUUCAAAAAUCUUUAAAUAUUGGAGAACAAUGUCAGCCUUCGAAUCAUCCUGAAAUAAGUCAUAUACAUCAAAAUAUCGGUAAAGUUUAUCGUGCUUUAAAAGAUUAUCCCCGAGCGCUAAUUCAUUGUAUAAAUGCUGUGCAAAUCGGUCUUAAAUGUUUACCAUCAACAGAUUCCUACAUAGCAGAAGCAUAUCGAGGUCUUGCUCGAGUUUAUAAUGAUCUCGAGAAUUAUCCGGUGGCAAUGCAAAAUUUUCAAAAGGCUCUAGAUAUCUAUGUGAAAAAGCCACCAAUAGACAAAAAGUAUCUUGCUACCCUGUACGAAGACAUCGGUAUUGGAUACUAUAAUUCAAAACAAUACCAUGAUUCCUUGAAAAAUUUACAGAAAGCAGUGAAAAUAUUUCGGAAUUGCGAUUCAACCCAAUAUGAUGAAUGCGUUAACAAGGCACAAGAACUCAUUAAAGAGAUCAUGGGUCUACAAUCAAAUUAA